AUGGCUGCCUUCGAUGCUCCGGAGGUGGCUGCGUUGCUCAAGAGUGUCGUUAGCAAGAAGCUGGUUUCCGGCGGCUACGGCGUGAAGGCGACGGCAGUGGAAACGUCUGACGAGGAAAUGUCGGUGGUGGACUAUUUGGUUGACUCCUGGGCGGUCGCGGACGGACAGUUCGAAGACGAAAUGACAGUUUCGAGGGCGGCAACGGAAGCAAAGGAAGCCAAGUCGGCAGUAAAAUCUAUCUCGAGGGACGUUGCAGCGUGGACAGGUGCGGACGCCGAGAGUGGGGACUCUGCAGGUGCAUUUGUCGACGCGAUAUUGGCCCCGGCCGGCCUCCUCGUCGAGGUCGCGCCCAUGAUGGAGAGAGCGAGAGACGCAAUGACUGUGGACGGCCUGGAGUCACCGGACACCGCGGACUUCCACCAGUCCCAUUUGAAGGAACUUCUAGGACUGGUGCUGGAGCUGGAGGAUAUUGUGGCGUCGAAGAUCGCAUGCGUGGAGAUGACUAAGGCGUUCUUCAAGUUCGUUCUGGUUCCGCUCAAGCUGGCGGCUCCAGUGGCGCGGAUGUUGUUGGACAAGAAGCCGAAGUUGUUGUUGGCGUUCGCAGCAAAGGCAUUGCUCAUGAAUGCUUCAGGGGGCAAAGCCUUUGGCGACGACGGAAUGAAGAAGUUGAUGCUGUUGGCGCUCGUCGCACCGAAAGCUCUUGAUGUGUUGAGGACGAAUCCGGCAGGCGAUUUGCUGCCUCUCCUCAAACUUCUUCCCCUUCUAGGGGGAGCCAAGUUGGACAAGCUGUUGCCGAUCGCGCUGCUCGCCAUGGCUGCCUUCGAUGCUCCGGAGGUGGCUGCGUUGCUCAAGAGUGUCGUUAGCAAGAAGCUGGUUUCCGGCGGCUACGGCGUGGAGGCGACGGCAGUGGAAACGUCUGACGAGGAAAUGUCGGUGGUGGACUAUUUGGUUGACUCCUGGGCGGUCGCGGACGGACAGUUCGAAGACGAAAUGACAGUUUCGAGGGCGGCAACGGAAGCAAAGGAAGCCAAGUCGGCAGUAAAAUCUAUCUCGAGGGACGUUGCAGCGUGGACAGGUGCGGACGCCGAGAGUGGGGACUCUGCAGGUGCAUUUGUCGACGCGAUAUUGGCCCCGGCCGGCCUCCUCGUCGAGGUCGCGCCCAUGAUGGAGAGAGCGAGAGACGCAAUGACUGUGGACGGCCUGGAGUCACCGGACACCGCGGACUUCCACCAGUCCCAUUUGAAGGAACUUCUAGGACUGGUGCUGGAGCUGGAGGAUAUUGUGGCGUCGAAGAUCGCAUGCGUGGAGAUGACUAAGGCGUUCUUCAAGUUCGUUCUGGUUCCGCUCAAGCUGGCGGCUCCAGUGGCGCGGAUGUUGUUGGACAAGAAGCCGAAGUUGUUGUUGGCGUUCGCAGCAAAGGCAUUGCUCAUGAAUGCUUCAGGGGGCAAAGCCUUUGGCGACGACGGAAUGAAGAAGUUGAUGCUGUUGGCGCUCGUCGCACCGAAAGCUCUUGAUGUGUUGAGGACGAAUCCGGCAGGCGAUUUGCUGCCUCUCCUCAAACUUCUUCCCCUUCUAGGGGGAGCCAAGUUGGACAAGCUGUUGCCGAUCGCGCUGCUCGCCAUGGCUGCCUUCGAUGCUCCGGAGGUGGCUGCGUUGCUCAAGAGUGUCGUUAGCAAGAAGCUGGUUUCCGGCGGCUACGGCGUGGAGGCGACGGCAGUGGAAACGUCUGACGAGGAAAUGUCGGUGGUGGACUAUUUGGUUGACUCCUGGGCGGUCGCGGACGGACAGUUCGAAGACGAAAUGACAGUUUCGAGGGCGGCAACGGAAGCAAAGGAAGCCAAGUCGGCAGUAAAAUCUAUCUCGAGGGACGUUGCAGCGUGGACAGGUGCGGACGCCGAGAGUGGGGACUCUGCAGGUGCAUUUGUCGACGCGAUAUUGGCCCCGGCCGGCCUCCUCGUCGAGGUCGCGCCCAUGAUGGAGAGAGCGAGAGACGCAAUGACUGUGGACGGCCUGGAGUCACCGGACACCGCGGACUUCCACCAGUCCCAUUUGAAGGAACUUCUAGGACUGGUGCUGGAGCUGGAGGAUAUUGUGGCGUCGAAGAUCGCAUGCGUGGAGAUGACUAAGGCGUUCUUCAAGUUCGUUCUGGUUCCGCUCAAGCUGGCGGCUCCAGUGGCGCGGAUGUUGUUGGACAAGAAGCCGAAGUUGUUGUUGGCGUUCGCAGCAAAGGCAUUGCUCAUGAAUGCUUCAGGGGGCAAAGCCUUUGGCGACGACGGAAUGAAGAAGUUGAUGCUGUUGGCGCUCGUCGCACCGAAAGCUCUUGAUGUGUUGAGGACGAAUCCGGCAGGCGAUUUGCUGCCUCUCCUCAAACUUCUUCCCCUUCUAGGGGGAGCCAAGUUGGACAAGCUGUUGCCGAUCGCGCUGCUCGCCAUGGCUGCCUUCGAUGCUCCGGAGGUGGCUGCGUUGCUCAAGAGUGUCGUUAGCAAGAAGCUGGUUUCCGGCGGCUACGGCGUGGAGGCGACGGCAGUGGAAACGUCUGACGAGGAAAUGUCGGUGGUGGACUAUUUGGUUGACUCCUGGGCGGUCGCGGACGGACAGUUCGAAGACGAAAUGACAGUUUCGAGGGCGGCAACGGAAGCAAAGGAAGCCAAGUCGGCAGUAAAAUCUAUCUCGAGGGACGUUGCAGCGUGGACAGGUGCGGACGCCGAGAGUGGGGACUCUGCAGGUGCAUUUGUCGACGCGAUAUUGGCCCCGGCCGGCCUCCUCGUCGAGGUCGCGCCCAUGAUGGAGAGAGCGAGAGACGCAAUGACUGUGGACGGCCUGGAGUCACCGGACACCGCGGACUUCCACCAGUCCCAUUUGAAGGAACUUCUAGGACUGGUGCUGGAGCUGGAGGAUAUUGUGGCGUCGAAGAUCGCAUGCGUGGAGAUGACUAAGGCGUUCUUCAAGUUCGUUCUGGUUCCGCUCAAGCUGGCGGCUCCAGUGGCGCGGAUGUUGUUGGACAAGAAGCCGAAGUUGUUGUUGGCGUUCGCAGCAAAGGCAUUGCUCAUGAAUGCUUCAGGGGGCAAAGCCUUUGGCGACGACGGAAUGAAGAAGUUGAUGCUGUUGGCGCUCGUCGCACCGAAAGCUCUUGAUGUGUUGAGGACGAAUCCGGCAGGCGAUUUGCUGCCUCUCCUCAAACUUCUUCCCCUUCUAGGGGGAGCCAAGUUGGACAAGCUGUUGCCGAUCGCGCUGCUCGCCAUGGCUGCCUUCGAUGCUCCGGAGGUGGCUGCGUUGCUCAAGAGUGUCGUUAGCAAGAAGCUGGUUUCCGGCGGCUACGGCGUGGAGGCGACGGCAGUGGAAACGUCUGACGAGGAAAUGUCGGUGGUGGACUAUUUGGUUGACUCCUGGGCGGUCGCGGACGGACAGUUCGAAGACGAAAUGACAGUUUCGAGGGCGGCAACGGAAGCAAAGGAAGCCAAGUCGGCAGUAAAAUCUAUCUCGAGGGACGUUGCAGCGUGGACAGGUGCGGACGCCGAGAGUGGGGACUCUGCAGGUGCAUUUGUCGACGCGAUAUUGGCCCCGGCCGGCCUCCUCGUCGAGGUCGCGCCCAUGAUGGAGAGAGCGAGAGACGCAAUGACUGUGGACGGCCUGGAGUCACCGGACACCGCGGACUUCCACCAGUCCCAUUUGAAGGAACUUCUAGGACUGGUGCUGGAGCUGGAGGAUAUUGUGGCGUCGAAGAUCGCAUGCGUGGAGAUGACUAAGGCGUUCUUCAAGUUCGUUCUGGUUCCGCUCAAGCUGGCGGCUCCAGUGGCGCGGAUGUUGUUGGACAAGAAGCCGAAGUUGUUGUUGGCGUUCGCAGCAAAGGCAUUGCUCAUGAAUGCUUCAGGGGGCAAAGCCUUUGGCGACGACGGAAUGAAGAAGUUGAUGCUGUUGGCGCUCGUCGCACCGAAAGCUCUUGAUGUGUUGAGGACGAAUCCGGCAGGCGAUUUGCUGCCUCUCCUCAAACUUCUUCCCCUUCUAGGGGGAGCCAAGUUGGACAAGCUGUUGCCGAUCGCGCUGCUCGCCAUGGCUGCCUUCGAUGCUCCGGAGGUGGCUGCGUUGCUCAAGAGUGUCGUUAGCAAGAAGCUGGUUUCCGGCGGCUACGGCGUGGAGGCGACGGCAGUGGAAACGUCUGACGAGGAAAUGUCGGUGGUGGACUAUUUGGUUGACUCCUGGGCGGUCGCGGACGGACAGUUCGAAGACGAAAUGACAGUUUCGAGGGCGGCAACGGAAGCAAAGGAAGCCAAGUCGGCAGUAAAAUCUAUCUCGAGGGACGUUGCAGCGUGGACAGGUGCGGACGCCGAGAGUGGGGACUCUGCAGGUGCAUUUGUCGACGCGAUAUUGGCCCCGGCCGGCCUCCUCGUCGAGGUCGCGCCCAUGAUGGAGAGAGCGAGAGACGCAAUGACUGUGGACGGCCUGGAGUCACCGGACACCGCGGACUUCCAACAGUCCCAUUUGAAGGAACUUCUAGGACUGGUGCUGGAGCUGGAGGAUAUUGUGGCGUCGAAGAUCGCAUGCGUGGAGAUGACUAAGGCGUUCUUCAAGUUCGUUCUGGUUCCGCUCAAGCUGGCGGCUCCAGUGGCGCGGAUGUUGUUGGACAAGAAGCCGAAGUUGUUGUUGGCGUUCGCAGCAAAGGCAUUGCUCAUGAAUGCUUCAGGGGGCAAAGCCUUUGGCGACGACGGAAUGAAGAAGUUGAUGCUGUUGGCGCUCGUCGCACCGAAAGCUCUUGAUGUGUUGAGGACGAAUCCGGCAGGCGAUUUGCUGCCUCUCCUCAAACUUCUUCCCCUUCUAGGGGGAGCCAAGUUGGACAAGCUGUUGCCGAUCGCGCUGCUCGCCAUGGCUGCCUUCGAUGCUCCGGAGGUGGCUGCGUUGCUCAAGAGUGUCGUUAGCAAGAAGCUGGUUUCCGGCGGCUACGGCGUGAAGGCGACGGCAGUGGAAACGUCUGACGAGGAAAUGUCGGUGGUGGACUAUUUGGUUGACUCCUGGGCGGUCGCGGACGGACAGUUCGAAGACGAAAUGACAGUUUCGAGGGCGGCAACGGAAGCAAAGGAAGCCAAGUCGGCAGUAAAAUCUAUCUCGAGGGACGUUGCAGCGUGGACAGGUGCGGACGCCGAGAGUGGGGACUCUGCAGGUGCAUUUGUCGACGCGAUAUUGGCCCCGGCCGGCCUCCUCGUCGAGGUCGCGCCCAUGAUGGAGAGAGCGAGAGACGCAAUGACUGUGGACGGCCUGGAGUCACCGGACACCGCGGACUUCCACCAGUCCCAUUUGAAGGAACUUCUAGGACUGGUGCUGGAGCUGGAGGAUAUUGUGGCGUCGAAGAUCGCAUGCGUGGAGAUGACUAAGGCGUUCUUCAAGUUCGUUCUGGUUCCGCUCAAGCUGGCGGCUCCAGUGGCGCGGAUGUUGUUGGACAAGAAGCCGAAGUUGUUGUUGGCGUUCGCAGCAAAGGCAUUGCUCAUGAAUGCUUCAGGGGGCAAAGCCUUUGGCGACGACGGAAUGAAGAAGUUGAUGCUGUUGGCGCUCGUCGCACCGAAAGCUCUUGAUGUGUUGAGGACGAAUCCGGCAGGCGAUUUGCUGCCUCUCCUCAAACUUCUUCCCCUUCUAGGGGGAGCCAAGUUGGACAAGCUGUUGCCGAUCGCGCUGCUCGCCAUGGCUGCCUUCGAUGCUCCGGAGGUGGCUGCGUUGCUCAAGAGUGUCGUUAGCAAGAAGCUGGUUUCCGGCGGCUACGGCGUGGAGGCGACGGCAGUGGAAACGUCUGACGAGGAAAUGUCGGUGGUGGACUAUUUGGUUGACUCCUGGGCGGUCGCGGACGGACAGUUCGAAGACGAAAUGACAGUUUCGAGGGCGGCAACGGAAGCAAAGGAAGCCAAGUCGGCAGUAAAAUCUAUCUCGAGGGACGUUGCAGCGUGGACAGGUGCGGACGCCGAGAGUGGGGACUCUGCAGGUGCAUUUGUCGACGCGAUAUUGGCCCCGGCCGGCCUCCUCGUCGAGGUCGCGCCCAUGAUGGAGAGAGCGAGAGACGCAAUGACUGUGGACGGCCUGGAGUCACCGGACACCGCGGACUUCCACCAGUCCCAUUUGAAGGAACUUCUAGGACUGGUGCUGGAGCUGGAGGAUAUUGUGGCGUCGAAGAUCGCAUGCGUGGAGAUGACUAAGGCGUUCUUCAAGUUCGUUCUGGUUCCGCUCAAGCUGGCGGCUCCAGUGGCGCGGAUGUUGUUGGACAAGAAGCCGAAGUUGUUGUUGGCGUUCGCAGCAAAGGCAUUGCUCAUGAAUGCUUCAGGGGGCAAAGCCUUUGGCGACGACGGAAUGAAGAAGUUGAUGCUGUUGGCGCUCGUCGCACCGAAAGCUCUUGAUGUGUUGAGGACGAAUCCGGCAGGCGAUUUGCUGCCUCUCCUCAAACUUCUUCCCCUUCUAGGGGGAGCCAAGUUGGACAAGCUGUUGCCGAUCGCGCUGCUCGCCAUGGCUGCCUUCGAUGCUCCGGAGGUGGCUGCGUUGCUCAAGAGUGUCGUUAGCAAGAAGCUGGUUUCCGGCGGCUACGGCGUGGAGGCGACGGCAGUGGAAACGUCUGACGAGGAAAUGUCGGUGGUGGACUAUUUGGUUGACUCCUGGGCGGUCGCGGACGGACAGUUCGAAGACGAAAUGACAGUUUCGAGGGCGGCAACGGAAGCAAAGGAAGCCAAGUCGGCAGUAAAAUCUAUCUCGAGGGACGUUGCAGCGUGGACAGGUGCGGACGCCGAGAGUGGGGACUCUGCAGGUGCAUUUGUCGACGCGAUAUUGGCCCCGGCCGGCCUCCUCGUCGAGGUCGCGCCCAUGAUGGAGAGAGCGAGAGACGCAAUGACUGUGGACGGCCUGGAGUCACCGGACACCGCGGACUUCCACCAGUCCCAUUUGAAGGAACUUCUAGGACUGGUGCUGGAGCUGGAGGAUAUUGUGGCGUCGAAGAUCGCAUGCGUGGAGAUGACUAAGGCGUUCUUCAAGUUCGUUCUGGUUCCGCUCAAGCUGGCGGCUCCAGUGGCGCGGAUGUUGUUGGACAAGAAGCCGAAGUUGUUGUUGGCGUUCGCAGCAAAGGCAUUGCUCAUGAAUGCUUCAGGGGGCAAAGCCUUUGGCGACGACGGAAUGAAGAAGUUGAUGCUGUUGGCGCUCGUCGCACCGAAAGCUCUUGAUGUGUUGAGGACGAAUCCGGCAGGCGAUUUGCUGCCUCUCCUCAAACUUCUUCCCCUUCUAGGGGGAGCCAAGUUGGACAAGCUGUUGCCGAUCGCGCUGCUCGCCAUGGCUGCCUUCGAUGCUCCGGAGGUGGCUGCGUUGCUCAAGAGUGUCGUUAGCAAGAAGCUGGUUUCCGGCGGCUACGGCGUGGAGGCGACGGCAGUGGAAACGUCUGACGAGGAAAUGUCGGUGGUGGACUAUUUGGUUGACUCCUGGGCGGUCGCGGACGGACAGUUCGAAGACGAAAUGACAGUUUCGAGGGCGGCAACGGAAGCAAAGGAAGCCAAGUCGGCAGUAAAAUCUAUCUCGAGGGACGUUGCAGCGUGGACAGGUGCGGACGCCGAGAGUGGGGACUCUGCAGGUGCAUUUGUCGACGCGAUAUUGGCCCCGGCCGGCCUCCUCGUCGAGGUCGCGCCCAUGAUGGAGAGAGCGAGAGACGCAAUGACUGUGGACGGCCUGGAGUCACCGGACACCGCGGACUUCCACCAGUCCCAUUUGAAGGAACUUCUAGGACUGGUGCUGGAGCUGGAGGAUAUUGUGGCGUCGAAGAUCGCAUGCGUGGAGAUGACUAAGGCGUUCUUCAAGUUCGUUCUGGUUCCGCUCAAGCUGGCGGCUCCAGUGGCGCGGAUGUUGUUGGACAAGAAGCCGAAGUUGUUGUUGGCGUUCGCAGCAAAGGCAUUGCUCAUGAAUGCUUCAGGGGGCAAAGCCUUUGGCGACGACGGAAUGAAGAAGUUGAUGCUGUUGGCGCUCGUCGCACCGAAAGCUCUUGAUGUGUUGAGGACGAAUCCGGCAGGCGAUUUGCUGCCUCUCCUCAAACUUCUUCCCCUUCUAGGGGGAGCCAAGUUGGACAAGCUGUUGCCGAUCGCGCUGCUCGCCAUGGCUGCCUUCGAUGCUCCGGAGGUGGCUGCGUUGCUCAAGAGUGUCGUUAGCAAGAAGCUGGUUUCCGGCGGCUACGGCGUGGAGGCGACGGCAGUGGAAACGUCUGACGAGGAAAUGUCGGUGGUGGACUAUUUGGUUGACUCCUGGGCGGUCGCGGACGGACAGUUCGAAGACGAAAUGACAGUUUCGAGGGCGGCAACGGAAGCAAAGGAAGCCAAGUCGGCAGUAAAAUCUAUCUCGAGGGACGUUGCAGCGUGGACAGGUGCGGACGCCGAGAGUGGGGACUCUGCAGGUGCAUUUGUCGACGCGAUAUUGGCCCCGGCCGGCCUCCUCGUCGAGGUCGCGCCCAUGAUGGAGAGAGCGAGAGACGCAAUGACUGUGGACGGCCUGGAGUCACCGGACACCGCGGACUUCCAACAGUCCCAUUUGAAGGAACUUCUAGGACUGGUGCUGGAGCUGGAGGAUAUUGUGGCGUCGAAGAUCGCAUGCGUGGAGAUGACUAAGGCGUUCUUCAAGUUCGUUCUGGUUCCGCUCAAGCUGGCGGCUCCAGUGGCGCGGAUGUUGUUGGACAAGAAGCCGAAGUUGUUGUUGGCGUUCGCAGCAAAGGCAUUGCUCAUGAAUGCUUCAGGGGGCAAAGCCUUUGGCGACGACGGAAUGAAGAAGUUGAUGCUGUUGGCGCUCGUCGCACCGAAAGCUCUUGAUGUGUUGAGGACGAAUCCGGCAGGCGAUUUGCUGCCUCUCCUCAAACUUCUUCCCCUUCUAGGGGGAGCCAAGUUGGACAAGCUGUUGCCGAUCGCGCUGCUCGCCAUGGCUGCCUUCGAUGCUCCGGAGGUGGCUGCGUUGCUCAAGAGUGUCGUUAGCAAGAAGCUGGUUUCCGGCGGCUACGGCGUGAAGGCGACGGCAGUGGAAACGUCUGACGAGGAAAUGUCGGUGGUGGACUAUUUGGUUGACUCCUGGGCGGUCGCGGACGGACAGUUCGAAGACGAAAUGACAGUUUCGAGGGCGGCAACGGAAGCAAAGGAAGCCAAGUCGGCAGUAAAAUCUAUCUCGAGGGACGUUGCAGCGUGGACAGGUGCGGACGCCGAGAGUGGGGACUCUGCAGGUGCAUUUGUCGACGCGAUAUUGGCCCCGGCCGGCCUCCUCGUCGAGGUCGCGCCCAUGAUGGAGAGAGCGAGAGACGCAAUGACUGUGGACGGCCUGGAGUCACCGGACACCGCGGACUUCCACCAGUCCCAUUUGAAGGAACUUCUAGGACUGGUGCUGGAGCUGGAGGAUAUUGUGGCGUCGAAGAUCGCAUGCGUGGAGAUGACUAAGGCGUUCUUCAAGUUCGUUCUGGUUCCGCUCAAGCUGGCGGCUCCAGUGGCGCGGAUGUUGUUGGACAAGAAGCCGAAGUUGUUGGUGGCGUUCGCAGCAAAGGCAUUGCUCAUGAAUGCUUCAGGGGGCAAAGCCUUUGGCGACGACGGAAUGAAGAAGUUGAUGCUGUUGGCGCUCGUCGCACCGAAAGCUCUUGAUGUGUUGAGGACGAAUCCGGCAGGCGAUUUGCUGCCUCUCCUCAAACUUCUUCCCCUUCUAGGGGGAGCCAAGUUGGACAAGCUGUUGCCGAUCGCGCUGCUCGCCAUGGCUGCCUUCGAUGCUCCGGAGGUGGCUGCGUUGCUCAAGAGUGUCGUUAGCAAGAAGCUGGUUUCCGGCGGCUACGGCGUGAAGGCGACGGCAGUGGAAACGUCUGACGAGGAAAUGUCGGUGGUGGACUAUUUGGUUGACUCCUGGGCGGUCGCGGACGGACAGUUCGAAGACGAAAUGACAGUUUCGAGGGCGGCAACGGAAGCAAAGGAAGCCAAGUCGGCAGUAAAAUCUAUCUCGAGGGACGUUGCAGCGUGGACAGGUGCGGACGCCGAGAGUGGGGACUCUGCAGGUGCAUUUGUCGACGCGAUAUUGGCCCCGGCCGGCCUCCUCGUCGAGGUCGCGCCCAUGAUGGAGAGAGCGAGAGACGCAAUGACUGUGGACGGCCUGGAGUCACCGGACACCGCGGACUUCCACCAGUCCCAUUUGAAGGAACUUCUAGGACUGGUGCUGGAGCUGGAGGAUAUUGUGGCGUCGAAGAUCGCAUGCGUGGAGAUGACUAAGGCGUUCUUCAAGUUCGUUCUGGUUCCGCUCAAGCUGGCGGCUCCAGUGGCGCGGAUGUUGUUGGACAAGAAGCCGAAGUUGUUGUUGGCGUUCGCAGCAAAGGCAUUGCUCAUGAAUGCUUCAGGGGGCAAAGCCUUUGGCGACGACGGAAUGAAGAAGUUGAUGCUGUUGGCGCUCGUCGCACCGAAAGCUCUUGAUGUGUUGAGGACGAAUCCGGCAGGCGAUUUGCUGCCUCUCCUCAAACUUCUUCCCCUUCUAGGGGGAGCCAAGUUGGACAAGCUGUUGCCGAUCGCGCUGCUCGCCAUGGCUGCCUUCGAUGCUCCGGAGGUGGCUGCGUUGCUCAAGAGUGUCGUUAGCAAGAAGCUGGUUUCCGGCGGCUACGGCGUGAAGGCGACGGCAGUGGAAACGUCUGACGAGGAAAUGUCGGUGGUGGACUAUUUGGUUGACUCCUGGGCGGUCGCGGACGGACAGUUCGAAGACGAAAUGACAGUUUCGAGGGCGGCAACGGAAGCAAAGGAAGCCAAGUCGGCAGUAAAAUCUAUCUCGAGGGACGUUGCAGCGUGGACAGGUGCGGACGCCGAGAGUGGGGACUCUGCAGGUGCAUUUGUCGACGCGAUAUUGGCCCCGGCCGGCCUCCUCGUCGAGGUCGCGCCCAUGAUGGAGAGAGCGAGAGACGCAAUGACUGUGGACGGCCUGGAGUCACCGGACACCGCGGACUUCCAACAGUCCCAUUUGAAGGAACUUCUAGGACUGGUGCUGGAGCUGGAGGAUAUUGUGGCGUCGAAGAUCGCAUGCGUGGAGAUGACUAAGGCGUUCUUCAAGUUCGUUCUGGUUCCGCUCAAGCUGGCGGCUCCAGUGGCGCGGAUGUUGUUGGACAAGAAGCCGAAGUUGUUGGUGGCGUUCGCAGCAAAGGCAUUGCUCAUGAAUGCUUCAGGGGGCAAAGCCUUUGGCGACGACGGAAUGAAGAAGUUGAUGCUGUUGGCGCUCGUCGCACCGAAAGCUCUUGAUGUGUUGAGGACGAAUCCGGCAGGCGAUUUGCUGCCUCUCCUCAAACUUCUUCCCCUUCUAGGGGGAGCCAAGUUGGACAAGCUGUUGCCGAUCGCGCUGCUCGCCAUGGCUGCCUUCGAUGCUCCGGAGGUGGCUGCGUUGCUCAAGAGUGUCGUUAGCAAGAAGCUGGUUUCCGGCGGCUACGGCGUGGAGGCGACGGCAGUGGAAACGUCUGACGAGGAAAUGUCGGUGGUGGACUAUUUGGUUGACUCCUGGGCGGUCGCGGACGGACAGUUCGAAGACGAAAUGACAGUUUCGAGGGCGGCAACGGAAGCAAAGGAAGCCAAGUCGGCAGUAAAAUCUAUCUCGAGGGACGUUGCAGCGUGGACAGGUGCGGACGCCGAGAGUGGGGACUCUGCAGGUGCAUUUGUCGACGCGAUAUUGGCCCCGGCCGGCCUCCUCGUCGAGGUCGCGCCCAUGAUGGAGAGAGCGAGAGACGCAAUGACUGUGGACGGCCUGGAGUCACCGGACACCGCGGACUUCCAACAGUCCCAUUUGAAGGAACUUCUAGGACUGGUGCUGGAGCUGGAGGAUAUUGUGGCGUCGAAGAUCGCAUGCGUGGAGAUGACUAAGGCGUUCUUCAAGUUCGUUCUGGUUCCGCUCAAGCUGGCGGCUCCAGUGGCGCGGAUGUUGUUGGACAAGAAGCCGAAGUUGUUGGUGGCGUUCGCAGCAAAGGCAUUGCUCAUGAAUGCUUGA
Molecule: messenger RNA, 11970 nt
Organism: Besnoitia besnoiti
Lineage: Eukaryota; Apicomplexa; Conoidasida; Eucoccidiorida; Sarcocystidae
Exons: 1
Coding region: 1-11970 (3989 amino acids)
Source: RefSeq, a predicted model, not a curated record